CUCAAGUGACAAAAGGAAAAAAGAAAAAGAGGAAACUGAUCAUGCUUAGUCUUCUUUAUAUGUACGCCCUUCAUUCUCCUUGCCAUGUCCAUACUCUUCUUUCUCUCCUAUUUCUUGCUUAGUUUCUGUAUUGGGGCAAAGAAUUUGAUCUUUGUCUCCACCUUCCUCCCUAUUAACAAGUCUUAAUAUUUCUUCAUGCCCUAAGCUAGUGAAUAAGCUAUACCGUAUAUAUAUAUAUAUAUUUUUUAAUCAAGAUACAUAAGGAGAGAGAAUCAUGAGUUGUAAUGGUUGUCGAGUCCUUAGAAAGGGAUGCAGCGAAAACUGUAUUCUUAGACCCUGUUUGCAAUGGAUUGAAACUCCUGAAGCUCAAGGCCAUGCCACCAUUUUUGUUGCCAAGUUCUUCGGCCGUGCCGGUCUCAUGUCCUUCAUUUCCGCUGUCCCUGAAAACCAACGGCCUGGUCUAUUUCAAUCCUUGCUAUAUGAAGCAGCUGGAAGGACAGUAAACCCAGUGAACGGAGUUGUGGGACUAUUAUGGACUGGCAAUUGGCACGUUUGUCAAGCGGCGGUGGAGACCGUCCUCCGCGGCGGCACGUUAAGCCCGAUACCGGAGUUAUUCGGUAAGUCAUCAGAACUUGAUGAGGAAUCUGAAUGCACACACGUGUUUAAGCUUCUAAAUCAUACGCAAAAUACGCGAUCGAAGAUGCAAAAGCGGCGUGGUUCUUCAGACGAAGCAGCAGCAAAAGUGUUGCAGUUGGAAAAUCUUGAUCUCAGUUUAUUAACACGAGGUUUUCAGAGUGAAAUCGUGUAUAGUCCUUUGCCGGAGAAGCGGCGGCCCAGAACUCCGUCAAGAAAAUCAGAGGAAUCUGUAACCACUACGUAUUUCGAGAGUAGUCUUGGAGAUCAUCAAGGAAAACAACCCAGACUCCUGAGCUUGUUCACUUAGGUUUUUUAUUAACUUGAAACCUUUUCUUUUUUUUUGGUUAAUGAGGAAGGGUUUUUUUCCGGGAAAUAGAUUCUGGUGAGAUUUUUUUGUACAUUACUGGCUCAGGAUUCUUCAAGCUUUUACUUUCUGAUAUAGUACAAGAAAGUAGAAACAUGCAUGGGGAAAAAAGAAAGUUUGCCGGUGUUUCCUUCUUUUGUGUUUCUUUGCUUUCUUUUUGGUGUCUAAUAACCAGUCUAAUGAACGUUGGACAUGAAUAGAAUGAUAUGUUUACUGAUCUC
Molecule: messenger RNA, 1221 nt
Organism: Nicotiana attenuata
Lineage: Eukaryota; Viridiplantae; Streptophyta; Magnoliopsida; Solanales; Solanaceae
Product: LOB domain-containing protein 37-like
Exons: 2
Coding region: 275-943 (222 amino acids)
Biological process (GO): regulation of gene expression
Source: RefSeq, a predicted model, not a curated record